AUGCCGCCAUUACCGCCAUCCUGCAUUUUUGAGGAUACCCCAUUUUUCUCUCCCUCUCUUUCUUCCCUUCUCGCGUUCAGAAGAAUGAAAAUCAUUUUUCUGCCGUUCAGCAUUUCCAUCUGUCAGUUGCACGAUGUCCCGAGUUCACUAUUAACAAACGACGUUGGAUAUAAGAAAAUUAUCUAUCUAUCUAUCUAUCUAUGGCUGUUUAUAUCUAUCUGUCUGUCUAUGCCUGUUUAUAUCUAUCUAUCUAUCUAUCUAUCUAUCUAUCUAUCUAUCUAUCUGCCUGUCUUUAUACUGCUAUUUCAAAGCAAAUCAACGGCAAGCGAAGCAGAAGUCAGCCAGUCAUUUGUUAUUAGUGUCAAGUUACUUAUAAACAAUUGCAUUCUACAAUAUUCUCGCCGACAUCACCCUAUCUAUCAGUCUAUCCGUCCUUCUAUUCAUCUCUCUGUCUCUGUUCGGCCAUCGUACGAUUUCCAUUCUAUUCGUCUCAAGAGAGACAUCACGGCAAUGCUUCACUUUACUGAUCAAACUAACAUCUUGGGACAACCAAAUUGA
Molecule: messenger RNA, 558 nt
Organism: Acanthosepion pharaonis
Lineage: Eukaryota; Metazoa; Mollusca; Cephalopoda; Sepiida; Sepiidae
Source: the annotation of a GenBank genome assembly